ACUCAUGAGAGGGAUGUUCAUCAGCAUGAAAAUGUCUUUUAGAAGGCCAAGGGACAAAGCAGAGCAGACCAUCUGGAACAGACUCAAACAGCUUGGAGUCCUCAGAAAGAAGCGGCCUAAGACCGAUGUCCCUUUGGAAAUCGGAGCGUUGGGCUGCAUGGCAGAGCGACUAAAAACCGAGCUGUUAGAAAGAGAGCAGCUGGUGGACGUCAUAGCAGGACCAGACGCUUAUAGAGACCUACCACGUCUCCUGUCUCUCGCUCACGGAGGACAGAGAGCCAGCAAUGUCCUACUUUCUCUGGAGGAGACCUACGCUGAUGUCAUGCCAGUCCAUCAUGCAGGACACAGUGCUUUUGUGUCCGUAAUGCGUGGCUGUGACAACAUGUGCAGCUACUGUAUCGUCCCCUUUACUCGUGGAAGAGAGCGGAGCAGACCCGUGUCCUCCAUACUGGAAGAAGUGCGCAGACUCUUUGACCAGGUGGCUUCUCGUCCUGUACACUAUUUGUCUAUAAAGGGUGUAAAGGAGGUGACUCUGCUAGGGCAGAACGUGAACAGCUACAGGGACGUAUCAGAGAUGCAGAUCAGCACCUCAGGGGUUGUUUCAGGUCUCAGUCGGGGUUUCAGCACGGUGUACCGUGAGAAGCAGGGAGGUCUACGCUUCGCUGACCUUCUGGACAGAGUCUCCGUGAUCGAUCCUGACAUGAGGAUACGCUUCACCUCUCCACAUCCCAAGGAUUUUCCAGAUGAGGUGUUGGAUUUGAUUCAGUAGAGGAAUAACAUCUGUAAGCAGAUCCAUCUCCCAGCUCAGAGUGGCAGCAGUCGGGUUUUACAAUCCAUGAGACGUGGCUACACCCGGGAGGCGUACCUCGAACUAGUGGAGAACAUUCGAAGGAUAAUCCCAGGUGUCAGUCUGAGCAGCGACUUCAUCACCGGCUUCUGUGGCGAGACGGAGGAGGACCACCAGCAGACACUGUCUCUGAUCAGGGAGGUUGGCUACAAUGUAGGCUUCCUGUUCGCCUACAGCAUAAGGAAGAAAACGCAUGCAUACCACCGCCUCCAAGACGACGUCCCUGCUGAGGUGAAGCAGAGGCGCCUGGAGGAGCUCAUAUCUGUGUUCCGUGAGGAAGCCACUAAACUGAACUCGGGUCUCAUCGGGAGCACGCAGCUCGUCCUAGUGGAGGGAGUGAGUACUGAACGGAAGAAAUUUUUAAAGAUUUGCUUUUGGCUCCUCUGA
Messenger RNA from Clarias gariepinus (North African catfish), 1234 nucleotides. RefSeq names its product mitochondrial tRNA methylthiotransferase CDK5RAP1-like. The transcript has 9 exons. Gene Ontology annotation, cellular component: cytosol; mitochondrion. Gene Ontology annotation, biological process: tRNA modification; negative regulation of cyclin-dependent protein serine/threonine kinase activity. Lineage: Eukaryota; Metazoa; Chordata; Actinopteri; Siluriformes; Clariidae. The record is from RefSeq and is a predicted model, not a curated record. Gene Ontology annotation, molecular function: 4 iron, 4 sulfur cluster binding; tRNA-2-methylthio-N(6)-dimethylallyladenosine(37) synthase activity.